Molecule: messenger RNA, 2016 nt
Organism: Lagenorhynchus albirostris (white-beaked dolphin)
Lineage: Eukaryota; Metazoa; Chordata; Mammalia; Artiodactyla; Delphinidae
Product: stress-70 protein, mitochondrial-like
Biological process (GO): protein refolding; cellular response to unfolded protein
Cellular component (GO): cytoplasm; mitochondrion
Molecular function (GO): ATP binding; ATP hydrolysis activity; heat shock protein binding
Source: RefSeq, a predicted model, not a curated record
AUGAUAAGCACCAGCCGAGCCGCAGUAGCCCGUCUCGUCGGCGCCGCAGCCUCUCGGGGCCCCCCAGCCGCCCGCCACCAGGAUGGCUGGAAUGGCUUUAGUCAUGAAACUUUUAGAAUUGUUUCAAGGCGGGACUAUGCAUCAGAAGCGAUCAAGGGAGCAGCUGUUGGUACUGAUUUGGGUACCACCAACUCCUGUGUGGCAGUUAUGGAAGGUAACAAAGCAAAGGUGCUAGAGAAUGCUGAAGGGGCCAGAACCACCCCUUCAGUUGUAGCCUUUACAGCGGAUGGUGAGCGACUUGUUGGCGUGCCGGCCAAGCGACAGGCUGUCACCAACCCAAACAACACAUUCUAUGCUACCAAGCGUCUCAUUGGCCGGCGAUAUGAUGACCCAAAAGUUCAAAAAGACAUUAAAAAUGUUCCUUUUAAAAUUGUCCGUGCCUCUAAAGGCGAUGCCUGGGUUGAAGCUCAUGGAAAACUCUAUUCCCCGAGUCAGAUUGGAGCAUUUGUGUUGAUGAAGAUGGAAGAGACUGCAGAAAAUUACUUGGGGCAUACAGCAAAAGAUGCUGUGAUCACUGUCCCAGCGUAUUUCAGUGACUCUCAGAGACAGGCCACUAAGGAUGCUGGCCAGAUAUCUGGACUAAAUGUGCUUCGGGUAAUUAAUGAACCCACAGCAGCUGUUCUUGCCUAUGGUCUAGACAAAUCAGAAGACAAAAUCAUUGUCGUAUAUGAUUUAGGUGACGGAACUUUUGAUAUUUCCAUGCUGGAAAUUCAGAAAGGAGUAUUUGAGGUGAAAUCCACCAAUGGAGACACGUUUUUAGGUGGUGAAGACUUCGACCAGGCCUUGCUGCGUCACAUUGUGAAGGAGUUCAAAAGAGAGACAGGGGUUGAUUUGACCAAAGACAACAUGGCGCUUCAAAGGGUUCGGGAAGCCGCUGAGAAGGCCAAGUGUGAACUCUCUUCAUCUGUGCAGACUGACAUCAAUUUGCCACACCUUACGAUGGAUGCUUCUGGGCCCAAGCAUUUGAAUAUGAAGCUGAGGGUUCAGUUUGAGGGGAUUGUUACUGAUCUAAUCAGAAGGACCAUAGCUCCAUGCCAAAAAGCCAUGCAAGAUGCAGAAGCCAGCAAAAGUGACAUAGGAGAAGUGAUUCUGGUUGGUGGCAUGACUAGGAUGCCCAAGGUUCAGCAAACUGUGCAGGAUCUCUUUGGUCAAGCCCCAAGUAAAGCUGUCAGUCCUGAUGAGGCUGUGGCCAUUGGAGCUGCCAUUCAGGGAGGUGUGCUGGCUGGUGAUGUCACAGAUGUGCUACUCUUGGAUGUCACUCCCCUGUCUCUGGGUAUUGAGACUCUGGGAGGUGUCUUCACCAAGCUUAUUAACAGGAACACCACUAUUCCAACCAAGAAGAGCCAGGUGUUUUCUACAGCUGCUGAUGGACAGACUCAAGUGGAGAUUAAAGUGUGUCAGGGUGAGAGAGAGAUGGCUGGAGACAACAGAUUUCUUGGACAGUUUACUUUGAUUGGGAUUCCCCCAGCCCCUCGUGGAGUCCCUCCGAUUGAAGUUACAUUUGACAUUGAUGCCAAUGGGAUUGUACAUGUUUCUGCCAAAGAUAAGGGUACAGGACGCGAGCAGCAGAGUGUGAUCCAGUCUUCUGGUGGGUUAAGCAAAGAUGAUAUUGAAAAUAUGGUUAAAAAUGCAGAGAAGUAUGUUGAGGAAGACCGGCGAAAGAAGGAACGAGUUGAAGCAGUUAAUAUGGCUGAAGGAAUCAUUCAUGACACAGAAACCAAGAUGGAAGAAUUCAAGGACCAAUUGCCUGCUGAUGAGUGCCACAAGCGAAAAGAAGAGAUUUCCAAAAUGAGGGAGCUCCUCGCUCGAAAAGACAGUGAAACAGGAGAAAACAUAAGGCAGGCAGCAUCUUCCCUUCAGCAAGCAUCAUUGAAGCUCUUCGAAAUGGCAUACAAAAAGAUGGCAUCUGAGCGGGAAGGCAGUAAACUUUGGAGUCGAAAGGACAACAUAUUAUGA